Daldinia childiae is the source of this 1443-nucleotide messenger RNA. RefSeq names its product Serine-tRNA ligase, cytoplasmic. The transcript is spliced from 4 exons. Gene Ontology annotation, molecular function: tRNA binding; serine-tRNA ligase activity; ATP binding. Gene Ontology annotation, cellular component: cytosol. Gene Ontology annotation, biological process: seryl-tRNA aminoacylation. The record is from RefSeq and is a predicted model, not a curated record. Lineage: Eukaryota; Fungi; Ascomycota; Sordariomycetes; Xylariales; Hypoxylaceae. Bases 1 to 1443 code for a protein of 480 amino acids.
AUGCUAGACGUUUUAGAUUUCAUCACCGAGCGGGGUGGUAACCCCGAGAAGAUCCGCGAGUCACAGCGCCGCAGAUAUGCCAAGGUUGAGGUUGUCGAUGAGGUGAUCGAGAUGUUUGAGGACCAUCGCAGAACCCAAUAUGCCGCGACUCAGAUAAACAGCAAGAUCAACGAAGUACAGAAGCAGAUCGGUGCUAAGAAAAAGGCCAAGGAAAACGCCGAUGAACUACUUCAACAGAAAGCCGAACUCGAAAAGGAGAAGAAGGCGUUUAUCGACUCGGCAGCUCAGAAAGAUAUUGCGCUAAAAGCCAAGAUCAAUACCAUUGGCAACAUCGUCCACGAUUCGGUCCCUAUCAGCGAUAACGAAGACAACAACGCAAUCCAACGAACGUGGGCCCCGCCAGGAGUCACGGUAGAGAAGAAGAAUGUACUUUCUCAUCACGAGGUUCUCUUACGGCUGGAUGGUUACGAUCCUGAUCGUGGAGUCAAGGUCGUGGGCCAUAGAGGUUACUUCUUAAGACAAUGGGGUGUAUUCCUUAACCAGGCUCUGAUCAACUAUGGUCUAGAAUACCUUAGCAGCAAAGGUUUCACUCCCCUACAGACACCCCAAUUUAUGCUCAAGGACUACAUGGCGAAGACAGCUCAGCUAGAGCAGUUUGAUGAGGAAUUAUACAAGGUAGUCGACGGCGAAGCGCAAAAUGACAAAUACCUUAUCGCGACGUCGGAACAGCCCAUCUCCGCCUUCCACGCCGACGAAUGGAUGAUGGCCAAGGAGUUACCUAUCAAGUAUGCGGGCUUUAGCACGUGCUACAGAAGAGAGGCCGGUUCCCACGGCCGUGACGCUUGGGGCAUCUUCCGUGUCCAUCAGUUCGAGAAGGUGGAACAAUUCGUGCUUACGGACCCCGAGAAGUCGUGGGAGAUGUUCGAAGAAAUGUUCACAACCUCUGAGGAAUUCUACAAGUCGCUUGGGUUACCGUACCAAGUCGUAGCUAUCGUCUCGGGGGCGCUGAACAAUGCAGCUGCUAAGAAGUUCGAUCUAGAAGCCUGGUUCCCGUUCCAGGGAGAAUACAAGGAGCUGGUGUCGUGCUCAAACUGUACUGACUACCAGUCGCGUGCCCUAGAAAUACGGUUUGGUACUAAGACGCAGACGGACGCUAAGAAGAAAUACGUUCACUGCCUCAACUCGACGCUCUGUGCCACCGAGAGAGCGCUAUGCUGUAUUCUUGAGAACUACCAGACGGAGGAUGGUCUCCGAGUUCCCGAACCGCUACGCAAGUACAUUCCGGGCGCUCCCGACUUCAUCCCUUUCACCAAGGAACUGCCCAAGGAUACAACUUCGGCAAAAGCUAAGGCCAAGGGAGAGAAGGGUGUCAAGCAAAAGGUGGCUGCUGCAGGAGCCGCAGUCGCGGAAGCUGGUGAGAAGCUGAAGGAUUUAGCGGUGUAA